AUGUUUCGAGCCCUUGCACGCAACCCGACGCGACUAGGACGAUCCCUUGCGACCCACGCUUCUGCUCCUCUUGAUUCCUCCCGCCGGACUUGGUCAAAGCCAGAAAUACAAGAACUUUAUGAUAGCCCCCUGCUUGACCUGGUUUUCCGAGCAGCAUCGGUCCAUCGCCAGCAUCACGACCCCUCGAAAAUUCAGCUCUGCACUCUUAUGAAUAUCAAAACGGGAGGAUGUACUGAAGAUUGCUCUUACUGCUCUCAGUCAUCGAGGUACUCUACACCAACAAAAGCCUCCCGUCUCGUUGAGCUCGAGCCUGUUCUUGAGGCAGCCCGUAAAGCGAAAGAAAAUGGAAGCACACGAUUCUGCAUGGGCGCAGCUUGGAGGGACCUCGCUGGCAGGAAGCGGGGAUUUGAGCGCAUUCUGGAAAUGGUGAGAGAAGUUCGGGGAAUGGGCAUGGAAGUUUGCACUACUCUUGGCAUGCUUUCACCCGACCAGGCUAAGCAGCUCAAAGAAGCAGGGCUUACAGCUUAUAACCAUAAUCUGGAUACCUCGCGGGAGUACUACCCUCAGGUCAUCACCACUCGCUCGUAUGAUGAAAGAUUGGACACCAUCUCAGCAGUUCGUGACGCUGGCAUCAGUGUGUGCUCUGGUGGUAUCCUCGGCCUGGGAGAGUCGGACUCAGACAGAGUAGGCCUCAUUUGGGAGGUCGCAAACAUGCCUGAACAUCCAGAGUCUUUCCCGGUGAAUGCGUUAGUUCCAAUUGAAGGAACACCGUUAGAAGGCAACGAACCUGUAAAAUACCAUAUUCUGUUGAGGACGAUCGCCACAGCGCGUAUUGUGCUACCCAGCACCAUCAUCCGGCUGGCGGCAGGUCGAAAUACAUUGGCUGAAUCUGAGCAGGCCAUGUGCUUCAUGGCCGGGGCCAACGCAGUCUUCACAGGCGAGCAAAUGCUGACCACUCCUUGCUCCCCUUGGGAUGAAGACAAGAGUAUGAUGGGUCGCUGGGGUUUGUCUGACGACGACGUUCAGGGAAACUGGGGGAACAAAGGGCGCCGAACACGUUGGUCCAGGAAGGGUAAAAUGACUUCUUGGGGACCGGGAGAGGGCAACUGGGAGGAAGAAGAGCAUGCUCGAAAGCGUAUGCGACUACUCCUCCCAGAAAGUCGUUCCCCGUCACCACCAACGCUGCCGCAUUUGGAACGAGCCGUGUCCCCUCCCUUCACAGCACCUUACCCACCUCCCAAUGUCCAACACACCAGCUAUACCGCAUUUGUUAUGGAUAAAUCCAUUACACAAACGUUUCGGUCGGGUCUACUUGACGAACUGGAGCAAUCAACAAACGAAUUGGUUGAAGGCGAGAGCAUAUUGCGGCGUGCAAUGGGCCGACUUUGGCAAGUCCUACGAGAAGAAACGGACGGUGGGAGUGCACCAGUUAUCAUUCCAAAGCGAGAAGAUGACGAGGACGAUUUGGAUGAGGUUGCCAAACGGGUCGCACGCGCUCCCGAUUUGACGCCAGGUGCCCAUAAGCUAUUCCUAUCCCAAACGGAAGGCCCGCCUGUCCAAGAACCCUCUCAUUUCACCACUCCAAUAUUGCAACAAAGGGACAACCUGGAGAAGUCGCUUGCCACUCUACGGGAGCUUCAAGACGAUGGUAGAGAGUACACAGAGAGAUUAGAGGAAAUAAGGGAAGGUUUGGGUGAUGUGAGGGCACAACGCGGUGUCGUUUGGACUUGGAUUAGGGAACACGCAAUGGAGGAGUUGCAGAAUUACAUUUCAGAGUACGAGUAG
Molecule: messenger RNA, 1785 nt
Organism: Mycena indigotica
Lineage: Eukaryota; Fungi; Basidiomycota; Agaricomycetes; Agaricales; Mycenaceae
Product: Product biotin synthase
Exons: 11
Coding region: 1-1785 (594 amino acids)
Biological process (GO): biotin biosynthetic process
Cellular component (GO): mitochondrion
Molecular function (GO): 2 iron, 2 sulfur cluster binding; biotin synthase activity
Source: RefSeq, a predicted model, not a curated record